This is a messenger RNA of Corylus avellana, 998 nucleotides long. NCBI's taxonomy places the organism in Eukaryota, Viridiplantae, Streptophyta, Magnoliopsida, Fagales, Betulaceae. The record is from RefSeq and is a predicted model, not a curated record.
AUGUACUGUGCCUCUGGACCCUCUGGAACCUCUGGCUCUGCUGCAAGUGCGGGACCGGCAAAAACCCACCUCUCCCACCUCUCCCACCUCUAUAAGGGAAUCUCCGGAUACCAAAUGACAUCGCUUCCGAUACCUGUCCCAAACCACAGAAAGAAAAGGAGGGUGACUCUUGAAGAUUUGCGCUGCGAUUCUACUGACGUAAAUGGGUCGUUCAAAAGGCUCUUGGAUGAGGUCAAAGCUGUGGGUAAGAAUGAAGAAGAGGCGCUGUCGUUGAUGACAGAGAGAGUUUUGAUGGACCUGAUUGAUUUCAGUGUGCGAAAGGCGCAUGAGCGAAGGAAGUUCUUGGAAAGCUUGGGAUUCGAUAUCGCUCUUCAUGCAACCGACACAAACAGUACCCAUGUUAUCGACACGCCCAAGACGAAACCCGACUGCCCAAAGGAAGGAGAAGGGAAAAAGAAAGAGCCAACGACACCAUUACUAAUUUCUUGGGCUAGGAAAAAAAUUCGAGUGCAAAGGAACAACCCGAGAAUAGUAACACAGCACUCGGGUUCAGGCCCACCAGCAGGCGACAUGCCAACAGAGUUGAAGAAGAAAGUAGUAGUGGAGUUGCAGGGAAGUGAUGUGAAGAUGGUGAUCAAAAAGGUGUUAACCAAAACAGAUUUGGACGCUAGUUGUAAUCGGUUUUUAAUACCCAGGAAGAAAACGAGUGUCGAGUUUCUUACUGAAGAGGAAAAAGAAAACAUCGUACAAAAGAAAGAAGAUGGACUACAUUUUCAAGGCAUGAAAGUGUCGUUGAUAGAACCGAGCCUUAAAGAGUCAAGCAUAUGGUUGAAGAAGUGGAAUGUUGGUAAAAGUAUGUCAUAUGUGUUGAGCUCCCCAUGGAUUUCUGUUGCCACGACAAACGGACUCGAUGUCGGCGAUGAUAUAACACUCUGGUCCUUCAGAGUCGAUGGAAGACUCAACUUCGCUCUCAGCCUCUCAUAGAGUUUUUUUUUGAU